Messenger RNA from Miscanthus lutarioriparius, 819 nucleotides. Lineage: Eukaryota; Viridiplantae; Streptophyta; Magnoliopsida; Poales; Poaceae. The record is from the annotation of a GenBank genome assembly.
AUGGCGGCCAAGGUGGCUUCGCCGCUCGCGUUCCGCCGCGACGUGCGUGGCCCGCUCGGCCGGCCUCCUCCGGGCGGCUGCCGGACCGGGACCGGGAUGCCGGGGCUGCUGUACUGGAGCGGCGGCGCCGGCGGCAGCAGGGUGCUCGCGGCGCGGGCGCGCGGGAGGAACAGGUUCGGCGGCGGCGCCGGCGGGCGGGGCGCGACCAAGGACGAGGCGGCGGAGGAGGACGAGGAGGAGGUCGCCGAUGUGGUGAUCGUCGACGCAGGGGACGAGGAGGAGUUCGCCUCCGACGAGCUGUCCGGGUUCAGGGGCCUGGUUCUUGAUCUCUCUUACAGGCCUGUCAAUGUCGUGUGCUGGAAGCGCGCCAUCUGCCUGGAAUUCAUUGGGAAGGCCGAUGUGUUGGAGUACUAUGAUCAGACCGUCUCUUCGCCUAGCGGAUCCUUCUACAUUCCUGCAGUUUUAAGGUGUUGUUCAGGUUCCACAGUUGCUGCAGGUAGUAAAGAGAAGAAGAGUCAAGCAGAGCCUCAGCCAUAUUGUUCUUCUGGGGACAACUUGACAAUUGACCAUGUUAUUCCGAUUUCGCGUGGCGGUAAAUGGGAAUGGGAGAAUUUGGUGACUGCCUGUGCAAGAUGCAACUCCAGGAAGGGUCAGAAGACACUAGAGCAGGCAAACAUGAAGCUGCGCAAGAUCCCCAGGGCGCCCAAGGAGUACGAUAUAAUGGUUGUGCCCUUGACAAAAUCUGUAUUCAGAACGCUCAAGAGGAACCAUGGCCUCCCUGAAGUGUGGCUGCAGUACCUUUCCAGUCCAUCUCCAUGA